AUGCAGAGGCGGUCUUCUGGCUCGGACGACGGUGACGAUUUGCAACCCCAAUUGCAAAAUCAUCUGCCUGUCAAUGCCGCCGCCAGCCCAAGCAACAAUAGCUCCCUCGCCCUCGCCCUCGGUUCCAGUCUCGAUGUCCCGCCCACUGCACAGGCUACCUCCGCCCAAACACACGGGAGGGCCCCGAGUCAUCAGCCGCCCAGGAACUCUGACAGCAGGCGCACCAGCUUCGACCUCCGCUCCCAUUCCGCCCGCAGCCGCCGCUCGGGCAACUUCUCUUCCUGGAAACCUGCCACUGCGCAGAACGGGGCGACCAUGGAGAAGGCCCCUCUCGCCUUGUCCGUUGAGCCUUCAGCUGUGCCAGUCAUGGCCUCGAAGAGCGACGAAGACUCAGAAGGUGUCGACAAGUCGCCAGACUCGAAGGGCCUGCGCCGUCUACGGUCUCGAAGUCCCUGGGCACUUGGUCUCCUGACCCUCCUGAUAUCGAUGACCGGUCUUGCCUUCCUCGCGACAAUACUCAACUCAAGCACGACACGAUGUCUCGACGCCAAGGGCUGCAUAAUGUCCUAUAUGCGGCCGGCCUACGUCAAACUGAGCGACUUCGACACCGAGCACACCAGAUUCGGCAGCAAGUACUCGCUCUAUUUCUACAGGGAACUCGAGGUGGACGAAGAGGUCAAGUUACGAGGCACCCCCGUCCUUUUCAUACCCGGGAACGCUGGAAGCUACAAGCAGGUGCGGCCGCUCGCCGCCGAAGCUGCCAACUACUUCCACGACACGCUCCAGCAUAACCCGGCAACCCUUCGAAGUGGCGUGCGCGAUCUCGACUUUUUCACUGUCGACUUUAACGAGGAUUUUACGGCCUUCCACGGUCAGACGAUGGUCGACCAGGCCGAGUACUUGAACGAGGCCAUCCGCUACAUAUUGUCGCUUUACCUGGAUCCGCGCAUGACAAGUCGUGAUUCGGAUUUGCCCGAUCCAACCUCGGUCAUCAUCGUGGGCCACUCAAUGGGCGGCAUUGUGGCUCGCACUAUGCUCGUAAUGCCUAAUUACCAGGCUCAUUCUAUCAACACCAUCAUAACCAUGUCCGCGCCGCAUUCGAGACCUCCCGUCUCCUUCGACAGCGAAAUUGUCAAGGUGUAUGACGAGAUCAACGACUACUGGAGGAAGGCAUACUCCCAGAAAUGGGCGAAUAACAAUCCGCUAUGGCAUGUCACUCUCAUUUCUAUCGCCGGUGGGAGCCUGGAUACUGUGGUGCCUUCAGAUUACGCCAGCCUGGAAUCCAUCGUGCCCGAUACACAUGGUUUUACUGUGUUUACCUCCACCAUUCCGACCGUGUGGACGAGUAUGGACCAUCAGGCGAUUCUCUGGUGUGACCAACAUCGCAAAGUUGUAAUCCGGGCGUUGUAUGACGUUGUUGAUGCGCAUCGCCCUUCGCAAACAAAGCCCCGGGCUCAGCGCAUGAGCGUAUUCAAGAAGCACUUCCUCACUGGCCUGGAGGAAAAUGCGGAGAAGUCCGUCUUGUUCAGGGAUCACAGCACUUUACUUACCCUGGAGGAUGAUUCGCACGAUAUCGUGCCUCAAGCAGACCGCUUGAUACUCCGAGGCUUAGGGAAUCAGGGCAGACCACAAGCGCAUCUGGUUCCGAUUCCGCCCCUUGGUUCAUCGCCGAGCCGCUUCACUCUGUUGACCGAUCAGAGGCUGGACAGCGCCGGAGAAUCGGGGAAACUGGAGGUUCUGCUCUGCAGUGUGCACACUCUGCAGCCGGGCCAAGCGGGAAUGAUGCUGCCAUGGAAGAUGGAUUUAUCAUCAGGAGAGAGCCGGAGCUCGACCAGGCUAGCCUGCAAGAACGCUGCUUCCGACGUUGUACAACUACCUGCGUCGACCAGAUUCACGCAGCAGCCAUUUCCCCCUGCCGGCUCCAGGGCGGUAACACCGUUCUCUUUCCUCCAGUAUGACCUCGACGACAUUGCAGAUCACCAGUUCGUUGCUGUUGUAGACAAGGGCAUCACUUCCUCGGGUUUUGUGCUUGCAGAGUUCAGUGAAAUCGCGGACUCUUACCGAACCCGUCACAUCAGCCUACGGCGGAUGCUCGCAUUUGGCAUGAAUUUCCGACUACCAGCUCGCAGGCCUACUGUGACAGAGAUCAAGAUACCGUCCAUCCAGUCCAGUCUGCUCGCCUACAGCUUAGAGCUUAGUGAGCAGUCAUGUGGGAAGAACAAGGAGCUAUUCGCGCCGUUAGUUCGACAGUAUCUUACAGAGCCGUACGAGUCCAAGUUUUUUGUGAAUGCCAGGCAUGCCAGUAUUAGCAUGCAUGGCGUUGCGCCAUUCAAUCCUCCACCGAUGAAAAGGAAAUCGAACGAAGACGGUCUAAGCUUCCAAUUUUGGACGGACCCGACAUGCGAGUCAAGCGUCAAUGUUCGCCUGACUGUCGAUGCUCUGGGCAGCAUGGGAAAGCUCUACAUGCGCUAUCGGACCGCGUUCGCGGCCUUCCCGCUGCUGGUUGUCGCCUUGGUAGUGCGCAAGCAGUUCCGGGUGUAUGAUAGCCAGGGAAUCUUCAUUCCUUUCAAUGAGAGCUUAGACUUGUGUCUGCGACGGUCUAUCCCCUUGAUCCUCGCGUCCUUGACGCUCCUCUCCCUUUCGAUGGAUACCUCCGGAGCUCAUGGCACAGCAAGCUACUGGCCCUUCAGAAAUGCGACAGUCGGAGUCGACUUUCGGCAAAAUGACCUCCUUGCAGGCACACAAGAUCCCUUCUUCUGGUUCAUGAUACCUUUGAUUGGGAUUGUUUGCGUCGGUGUCUGUGCAGUACUUAAUUACAUGGUGCUGGCUAUCAUAUCGAUACUUAGCACUCUAUACGGUUGGAUGAGUUUCCGCCCAGCGUGGGUUCGCUACGAUGACAGGCGUCGAGCCAUGCCCCAUGGCUUCAUGCCAUCUUCGCCACGGCGACGACUGAUUACGACGGCCAUCCUGCUGUUCUUGGUCACGACCUUUAUACCCUACCAGUUCGCAUAUCUGGUGGCCUGUCUGGUACAACUCAUUACUGCGGUGCGGGCCCACCGUAUCGCCUGUGAAAUGCCAUCCAACGCGAACCGCAGCUUUUACAACUAUGCUCAUGCUAUUUUCACCCUGAUGCUCUGGGUGCUUCCUAUUAAUAUACCCAUCCUAGUCGUCUGGAUACGCAACCUGACGGUACACUGGUUCACACCAUUCUCCUCCCACCACAACGUCAUGUCGAUCAUGCCAUUCAUUGUCCUGGUUGAAACUUUCACAGCGGGCAAGAUGGUUCCGAGGGUUACCAGUCGACUGAGACAUGUCACCAGCGUCCUGAUAUUUGGCGUGGCAGUUUACGCCGCGAUUUAUGGUGUCUCGUACGGCUACAUGAUUCAUCACCUCGUCAACCUCGUCGCAGCCUGGCUCGCUGUGGUACAUUCGACAUCCGACUCGUGGUCCCUCGCGGGAUGGAGCGCUCUAUUCGAGGGCAACCCCGAGACACGAAAGGGAGGCAAGACUCCUUAG
Diaporthe amygdali is the source of this 3516-nucleotide messenger RNA. RefSeq lists its product as uncharacterized. Gene Ontology annotation, cellular component: endoplasmic reticulum. The transcript has 2 exons. NCBI's taxonomy places the organism in Eukaryota, Fungi, Ascomycota, Sordariomycetes, Diaporthales, Diaporthaceae. Gene Ontology annotation, molecular function: phosphatidylinositol deacylase activity. Bases 1 to 3516 code for a protein of 1171 amino acids. Gene Ontology annotation, biological process: GPI anchor metabolic process; endoplasmic reticulum to Golgi vesicle-mediated transport. The record is from RefSeq and is a predicted model, not a curated record.